AGAAACGUGGUGAAAGAGCUGUGUUGACGUGUUCGGUGGUUGCAAGGACGACCAUGAAGUCAUCCCGUGCAUGGGCCUCGACUUGGAAUCUUUCUGGCGCGCAGCUUCUGCAGCUUCCUCCAUCACCAUCGCCAUUGAGCGCCCUCCCCUCCGACUUUGUCUUCGACUUUGUAUUUUCGUACCUUCCCUAUUCUCUUCUGCACCAUGGCCAACACAUCCGGCAACGCGCCGGCCCCCGUGCUCAGCGCGCCCGGGCCGUUCCCCGUAGGCAUCCCCGAGCCCGGCACAAGCUCAUUCUGGGACCGGUUAUCGAGCUGGGCGUCGGAGAACAAGGGCGUCGUCUACACCAUCGCUGGCGUGACGCUUGUCGUCGGCGCGGGCGGAGCCAUCUACUACUUCAACUCGUCGGACUCGGGCAGCGACGCAUCGGCGGCCGGCACAGCAAACAAGCGCAAGAAGCAGCGCGAGCGGCGGCGCGAGAAGGAGCGGGCAGCGAAGGAGCAGACCACGGUCGAGCCCGCGCCGGCUGAGAAGAAGGCGGCGGGGGCGGCGAGCGGCGACGACGAGCUGCCGGACGUCGACCAGAGCAGCGUGGGCGCGCUGUCGGAGGAGACGCGCAAGGAAUACGCGGCCAAGCUCAAGGCGGCGGGGAACAAGGCGUACGGGUCCAAGGACUACAACCACGCCAUCGAGCUGUACGGCAAGGCGAUCCUGUGCCGGCAGGAUCCCGUCUUCUACUCGAACCGCGCGGCGUGCUACAACGCCAUGUCAGACUGGGAGCGCGUCAUCGACGAUACGACGGCGGCCAUCAACCUCGAUAACGAGUACGUCAAGGCGCUUAACCGCCGUGCCAACGCGUACGAGCAGGUCGAGCGCAACAGCGAGGCGCUGCUCGACUACACAGCGAGCUGCAUCAUCGACGGCUUCCGCAACGAGAGCAGCGCCCAGAGCGUCGAGCGCCUGCUGAAGAAGGUGGCCGAGCAGAAGGGCAAGGCCAUCCUCGCCGACAAGGAGAAGAAGCUGCCGAGCCCGACCUUUGUCACAAACUACCUGCAGAGCUUCCGCCCGCAGCCCGCGCCCGCCGGCCUCGACGAUGACGCCGACCUCGAUGACGACAGCGCCCGCGGCCAGCUGCGCAAGGGGCUCAAGGCCAUGGCCACGCGCACCGCCGAGGGCUAUGCCGAGGCCGCCGCCGCCUUCGACCGCGCCCUGGAGCUGGGCGACCUCGGCGAGCACGAGGCCUUUGCCUACAACAUGCGCGGCACCUUCCGCUAUCUCAAGGGCGACAACGAGGACGCCCUGCACGACAUGGACAAGAGCGUCGAGCUGCAGCCCGCCCUGACGCAGAGCUUCAUCAAGCGCGCCAGCAUGCACCUGGAGCUGGCCAACCCUGAGGCCGCCGAAGCCGACUUCGCCACUGCCCUCGCGCAGAACGACAAGGACCCCGACAUCUUCUACCACCGCGCCCAGCUGCACUUCAUCAAGUCCGAGUUCGGCGACGCCGCGAAGGACUACCAGCGCUCCAUCGACCUCGACGAGUCCUUCAUCUUCUCGCAUAUCCAGCUCGGCGUUACACAGUACAAGAUGGGCUCCAUCGCCUCGUCCAUGGCCACCUUCCGCCGCUGCAUGAAGAACUUCUCCCAGGUCCCCGACGUCUAUAACUACUACGGCGAGCUGUUGCUGGACCAGCAAAAGUACCAGGAGGCCAUCGAGAAGUUCGACACGGCCGUCGAGAUGGAGAAGUCCAGCAAGCCGCUGGGCAUGAACGUCCUGCCCCUCAUCAACAAGGCGCUCGCCCUCUUCCAGUGGAAGAACGACUUCAACGAGGCCGAGAAGCUGUGCGAGAAGGCACUGAUCAUCGACCCGGAGUGCGAUAUUGCCGUCGCCACCAUGGCGCAGCUGCUCCUCCAGCAGGGCAAAGUCACAGAGGCGCUCAAGUACUUCGAGCGCGCGGCCGAGCUGAGCAGGACAGAGGGCGAGAUCGUCAACGCCCUGAGCUAUGCCGAGGCCACCCGGACGCAGCUCGAGGUCCAGGAGAAAUACCCCAAGCUUGCGAGCAGAUUGGGCGCCAUGGGCGGUGCUGCCGGUGCGGGUGGCUUCGGCAUGAGGUAGAUGAUGUCGAUUGGAUUGUGGAGUGUUGGUGUGGAAAGUUCGAACUUGUAAUUACUACUACUCUGCUCGGACGGCGUGUUAUCUGUCAUUGUCAUGUGGAAUGGCGCUGUAAAAUGUACAUGUACAUCAGCUUCGAAUGAAUAUGCGUCACUUUAA
Molecule: messenger RNA, 2268 nt
Organism: Didymella exigua CBS 183.55
Lineage: Eukaryota; Fungi; Ascomycota; Dothideomycetes; Pleosporales; Didymellaceae
Product: mitochondrial precursor proteins import receptor
Exons: 2
Coding region: 205-2112 (635 amino acids)
Biological process (GO): intracellular protein transport
Cellular component (GO): mitochondrial outer membrane
Molecular function (GO): protein-transporting ATPase activity; protein binding
Source: RefSeq, a predicted model, not a curated record